AUGCGACCCGAUGUUGUGCUGUGUCAACACCUCACCAACAAGGCGCGCAAAAUGCUGCAAGAGAAGUGCCUCGGCACGGAAAAGGAGUUUGCAGCGCGGGGGAACAUUAUCAACCUCUCCGCGGUUUACGAGGAUUUUUUUUAUGAGCAGGUGUAUCAAGCGAGCAAAAUCGUUGUGGAAGCCCAGGAACACUUCUCCGCGAAGGGGAUGAAAAGUGGGAGUUGUCUAUCUGCUAAAGGACAAGAAGGUCAAACAGAGGAGCUCUAUAGUAGUGAGGCAGCUGUAGAUGCGACUCCAGCUGUCGUGCCAGGCCUAUCAAGCAUAACAUCUUCAGCAGCAAGUGACAUCGCCG
Messenger RNA from Amoebophrya sp. A120, 352 nucleotides. NCBI's taxonomy places the organism in Eukaryota, Dinophyceae, Syndiniales, Amoebophryaceae. The record is from the annotation of a GenBank genome assembly.